AUGGUAGACGGAGAUGCCGUUCAGGAUCACCCCGAUCCGCUGCACGCGAUCUUCCAUCUCAUGCACGCCGGUGUCUCACCAGUUCCCGGCCAUACCGGCUUCUUCAAGAUCGAGGUCGGCGACGAGCACGAGAUCAACAACGCCGGGUACUUUCACUACCUCCAUCACAAGUACUUCGACUGCAACUACGGCGGCGAGAUCAUCCCGCUCGACAAGUGGUCCGGCAGCUUCUUCGACGGCUCGCCCGAGUCCGAGGUGGAGAUGCGCGCCCGACGCAGGCGCCUGAAGGGCAACCCGGGUCAGGUGGAGUAG
Geodia barretti is the source of this 312-nucleotide messenger RNA. The record is from the annotation of a GenBank genome assembly. NCBI's taxonomy places the organism in Eukaryota, Metazoa, Porifera, Demospongiae, Tetractinellida, Geodiidae.